Messenger RNA from Equus quagga, 864 nucleotides. RefSeq names its product MICOS complex subunit MIC27-like. Gene Ontology annotation, biological process: cristae formation. Gene Ontology annotation, cellular component: MICOS complex. Lineage: Eukaryota; Metazoa; Chordata; Mammalia; Perissodactyla; Equidae. The record is from RefSeq and is a predicted model, not a curated record.
GGUCACAGAUAUGGCGGCCAUUAGGAUGGAAGAGCUGACAACCAUGCCUACAGGUCUGAUAUGUGCAUCUAUAACUGUGUAUGCAGCCAAAGAAGAGGACUCCAAAAAGCAGCUGGUGAAGCCAGAGCAGCUCCCCAUUGCACCACCUCUCCGAUCUAAAUAUGUUAAAGAGCAGCCUGGUAAUUUACAAAUGAGCUUUGCGUCCAUCCGCUCUACAACUGGUCGUUAUAUUGGCUGGUGGAAGGGUGUUUAUGACUUUGUGAAAAAUGGGAUAAUGGAUACAGUACAAUUUGGAAAAGAUGCCUAUAUCUAUCUGAAGAAUCCACCUCGAGAUUUUCUUUCGAAAGUUGGAGUCAUUACAGUCUCAGGGUUGGCAGGCUUGGUUUCAGCGAGAAAAGGUUCUAGGUUUAAGAAAAUUGCUUAUCCACUGGGGCUGGCCACUUUAGGAGCAUCUGUUUGUUACCCAGUUCAGUCAGUAAUAAUUGCAAAGGUAACUGAGAGAAAGGCAUAUGCUACAAGCCAGCAAAUUUAUGAAGCAGUUAAAUCAUUGUGGACAAAAAACAACAAAAAAGAGUCACUUCCUGAACCUAAAGAAAAAACUAAGCUAGGAAGCUCUGCUGAAAUAGAAAUACCUGCAAAAACGACUCACGACCUGAAAGACUCAGUGCCUUUGCCAACGGAACUCAGCUCGGAAACGAAGAGGAAAUCAGAAUCCCCCUCAGGUGCUGCACAGUUUAUGCCUGACCCCAAGCUCAUGGAUCACGGGCAGUCCCAUCCAGAAGACGUAGAUAUGUACAGCACUAGAAGCUGAAAUGGUCUGCGUAGAGAACUACAAGAUGUGUGAAGCUGCAAAUAAUGAUGAAA